Molecule: messenger RNA, 924 nt
Organism: Talaromyces stipitatus ATCC 10500
Lineage: Eukaryota; Fungi; Ascomycota; Eurotiomycetes; Eurotiales; Trichocomaceae
Exons: 6
Coding region: 1-924 (307 amino acids)
Biological process (GO): spliceosomal complex assembly; regulation of mRNA processing
Source: RefSeq, a predicted model, not a curated record
AUGGCUUCUCAACCUAACCUUGUGCCGCGUGAAUUCCCUACGCCAGGGUUUGUCAAAUUAAACCACUCAGAGAAGAUCGAGGAAGAGACACUCCCAUUCUAUGAACAUCAGCCUGAUCAUGAAAUGGCUAUUUCCGAGCAUUUGAAGAAUUCAAACCAUCAUUUUGGAAAGCAGCUAGUUCGCCUCGUCAUGGAUUCCUUUGAGGUUGUGGGACCCCAGGGGAAACACACAUGCUUGCUUUAUCAACCUCUUGGAAUGAAUUUGGCGGAAUUUCGAAAUUGGUUCCCUGAUAAUAAGUUCCCAAAAGGACUCUUCCAGAGAACUAUUCAACUCGUUUUGAUAUCAGUGGCAUUCACGCAUCAAAACAACGAAGAUGAGAUGAAGCAUCCAAUUGCCAGGAAAGUUUUGCCGGAUUGUAACAUUUACUAUUCCCGACCAAUGCUUGUUAAUGAAGCUUUAUGUGUACUUUUCGACCUUGGUGAAGCUCGACUUGGAAUCCAAAACCAAAACGGUGAUAUUAUGCCAGGAAUGGAUUGGGAUUGCGAGGUUGAUAUCUGGUCAGGUGGUAUCAUGGAAGAUCGCAUUCUAGAUGAUGAACAGCACUUAACGGAAAUUUUCUCGCUUUUGGGAACCCCUCCUCCGGAAUUUCUCAUACGAAAUGACAAUUGUUUCAAAUACUGGGAUAAGCAAGGCAACUGGAAAGGCAAUAUAACCAUACCAGAGCAAUCACUAGAAAUGAGAUUUGGGCAAUAUGAUGGUGAAGAUAAAGAGCCAUUUCUCAAUUUCUUACGGAGAAUAUUGCGUUGGUUGCCUGAAGAGCGACCGACUGCUGAAGAGCUUACGUACGAUGACUUUCUGAUGCAGCCACUGUUAGUAGCAAGCGGGCUCUGUCUCGCCAGCCUGACAAGGCUCAUCGAGGAGUGA